GUUAACCCUCAUGGAGGAGCAUAGACCGCCCACCAACACUGUUAGCCACCAAAAUAUUACCACGCUUACAUUAAUUUACUAACCUUUAUCGAUUUCUUUACUAAUUUUGCACAGAUAACAUACACUUGAAUUUGAUUGGUUAUUCAUUUAUGAGUCAUUCAAAAUUGACCAAUCAAAAAUCAUUAUCCAAUUAGAUUUAGACAAAAAUGAAUAUUUAACACUUGGUCAUCAUAGAUUUUCUGAGGUUUCAAAUUAGUUCAUUAAAAUAUUGUUUUAAGAUGAGUAUCUUUGAAUGGUUAUCAAAAGGAUUGUUACCACCGAAACCAGAUCCUAGAUUGGAUACAUUUCCUUUAAUGUCUUCAUGGACACCUACAGCUUUAAUUACAUUAACUUAUGUUAUUGGAGUAUAUGCAUGGAAAGCUGAAUGUUUGAAAAGACAUAAAAAUGAACUUAAAAACAAAGAGGAGUUUAAUUCUAUCAUGAAAAAUACUAAAACAUCAUCGAAUAACAUGAUUAAACAACUUAUGAUUCUAUAUAAUGUGAUAAUGGUUAUCUAUUCUGCUAUUAUCUCAUUCAGUACUAUGUGGGCUGUAUAUAAUUUGGGUUAUGGAUUAGGUUGUGCAGAACUACCAGAUCCUAAUGAUAAAAGAACUGAUAUACUUGUAUGGGUUGGAUAUUUUUUCUAUGUUUCUAAACUUGUAGAAUUGUUAGAUACUGUUUUUUUCUUAUGGCGAGGUAAAGUUGAUCAAGUCACAUUUCUACAUGUAUUUCAUCAUGCAACUAUGCCACCAUCAAUUUGGUGGGGAGUAAAAUAUGCACCGGGUGGUAUGACAUUUAUCUUUCCAUUGAUCAAUUGUUUAAUUCAUGUUGCUAUGUAUACUUAUUAUGGAUUAGCAGCUGCUGGUGCCAAUCGUUAUUUAUGGUGGAAAAAUUAUUUAACAUUAGCUCAAAUGAUUCAAUUUAUUAUUUUUAUUCUUCAUCAAGGUCAAAUCUUUGUACAAUCUACACCAUGUAAUUAUCCUAAAAUAUUCCCAGCUGCUAUUAUAUUAUAUGCUACAGUAUUUUUAAUAUUAUUCUCUAAUUUCUAUAUUAAAGCUUAUUGGCAUAAACAACGAUUAGCUAAAAGUUUAGAGAAACGUCAACAGCAGAAGCAGCAGCAACAACAAGAACAACAACAACAGAAUGUUCAUUUCAUUGACACAAUACAACAUAAUGGUGGACAAUUGUUUCAUGAGAAGAAUGGUACCAUUAAACAAAUGAAUGAUUAUGAUAAAUCUUAUAUAAAUAAGUCAACAUUACAUAAAAUUGAUUAAUAGUCAAAGCAUGAUUUGUUUAUCUUUCACAAAGUAAUCAGUUUUAUUUGUAACCAUGUUUGUAUUUGUUUGUUUUGAAGAAGAAGAAGAAGAAGAAGUAGAAAUUGCUUAUUUUCCUUUGUUCCCCCCUCCCUCUAAGUGAUGAGUUCUAGGGGAUUUGUAAUUUCUCUUACAGUUACUCACUAAACAAUACAUGUACACAUAUCAUCUAUUAUUUUCUUAUAUCAUAUAACAAGAUGAUGAUAUGAGAUCUUUUUAAGAAAGGAAUCAAAGUUUAUUUAAAUGACCCGUCUGUGAAACUGUAAUCGGUAUGUAUGAGUUAUAUAAAGUAAGGAUGAUACUUACUUUUUUAUGUAAUCGACUAUUGUUUGACAAAAAAAAAGAUCGAUGAGGGUUUUGAUCAUCCAUCUUCAAAUAAGCGACAGUAUAUCCACUGGAAUAUCUAUGAAUGUAUGUAUGUGUUUGCUUUGUUUGCAAAUCUCCUUCACAUUUCAUUUGUUGCACUUUUUUUCAAUCUUUGUAAAAUUGUACGAAUUGUGUAUAAAUUAUUAGUAGUAUAUGUAUCUCUUAUCUUAUCUUACGUCUGUUACUCCUAAUGGAGCAUAGGUUGCCGACCAGCAUUCUUCAACCCACUCUAUCCUGGGCCUUUUCUAGUUCCAUCCAAUUCUUGUUCAUUUUUCUCUUGUCUAUCUCCAUUUUCCGGCGUUAAGUGUUCUUUGAUCUUCCUAUUUUCCUUUGGCCUUGAGGAUUCCAUGUGAGGGCUUGUUUUGUGAUGCAGUUGGGUGCUUUCCUCAAUGUGUGUUAUAUCCACUUCCAGAGCUUCUUCCUAAUUUCUUCUUCCGCUGGAGUAGUAUAUGUAUACAUAUCAUAAAAUAUUGUAAGUCUAUGUAUAUGUAUAAUGAAGAAUUUUUGAUUUUU
Schistosoma curassoni is the source of this 2231-nucleotide messenger RNA. NCBI's taxonomy places the organism in Eukaryota, Metazoa, Platyhelminthes, Trematoda, Strigeidida, Schistosomatidae. The record is from the annotation of a GenBank genome assembly.